AUGAGAGCUUGGCAUAAAGAUCGAAGAGGUGAGCUUAGCUGAUUUUUCUGAGCCUGGAGAAAAUUAUGAAUAUUCAUUUUUGAAGUGUGUUCUGAAAUUGUGCAGGAUAUCCUGGAUUUUUCACGUAGCUUGUUUUUUGUAGCUUGAUUUUUGUGCUGGGAAACUUUCAAAAUAUAGAUUUUUCUGGAAAACUUUCUCAUUUAUUUUUAUGAGGUCAUUUUCAUUUUUGGACCUUUUUUCGCUAGGAAAAAAAUUUACGCUUCAAAGAGCAUUUUUUGUUUUUUUUUGUUGAAAUGAAAUGAGUAGGUUUUCGGGAAUUUUUAAUUUUUGAUUUUUGGACGCCCCCAUAUCAGGUCGUAAAAAUAAUCAGUGUUUUUGAUUAGAACUCUUCAAAUUUUCUUUUAAAAAUUAUUUUUUGUUUAAAUUUUUUUUUUCGCCAAAUAUGUUUUUGGAAAUUUGAUAUGAUUCAGAAAAUAUUUUUCAGUUUUUCAUGUGACAUUUUUUUUGGGGAAAUGACUUUUUAUAAAAGGGGAUUGAAAAAAAUCCACGUGGCAAAGUUCCACACAAUUCAAAAUCUAGUUCAUAGCUAAAGUUCAGGCUAAAAGAGCCCAGAUCUAAACACAUGAGAGAGCCUAAAGCCUGAAGCCUAAAGCCUAGAGCCCAUAAAUCGGUUUCUCCCGGUCAGGGUCUCAAAAUUAGCCACCCCCGGAAUGUGAAAAUACAAAAAUUAGCCAGACCCCCUCAAAAUAAAGAGAAAAAACUUGGUUUUUGGGGGGUAAAUUGUUAUUUUUUUCAAAAAGUUAGCCGGUCCCCAUCCCUUUUUUCCAAAGUUAGCCAGACCCCCUCCGGACGAAAAUCCGGGGAUACUGAUGUAUGCUAGAGCCUAAAGCCCAGAAAGGCAGAAAUUUAUCGAUAAGCAUUUCAGUCAAGUUUCCAGAUGCUAAAAAAUAUCUUCCCAAAUUUUUGAGCUCCAGAUAAUCUGCUUUUCAAACUAAAUAGUGAUCUACAUUUUUUCUGAAAUUCGGAAAACCCUAAUUUUAAGCUUUAAGCUGAAAAAAUUUCUAGCAAGUUCUCCUAACUCCAAAAUCACGCAAUCACCUGAUUUUCUUCGAACCUAUGAAAACCAGUUCCAAAAACUCUUUCUUUCUCCAAAAAUUAAUCAAAUUUCUCGGCGUCAAAAAUUAUUUUUCUUUCAUUUUCGCUCAAAGAAAAUCAAGGCUUCCAUGAUUUUUGAUCAUUUGUAUACUAAAAAUUAGCACAUUAAAAGGUUUUAGGGAAUUUUUUUGCGUCAAAAAAAAAAUCUUUAGGAACGCUAGAGAAAAAACAAAAGAGGAAAACUAAUUUUCAUGAAUUUCUGAAUAGGUCAGGUCACAUGUUUUCGGUGUCAAAAAUACCUCAUUCUCGGGCUAAAAAAACCCGGUUUCCUGGUUUCUGGCCUCAAAAAUCCACGUGUUCUCAUAGAGUUCAAGUUCACCGCGGAUAAUCGAAUUCUUCUGCCGCUUUCAAUCUAUUUUUCCGAUCAACAACAAAAAAACAACAUUAUUUUAUUUUCAGAAAAAGAAAAAGAAGGCACAAAAUUUCAAUUUUGUUGGAAUUUUUUCCGGAGAAAAUAAUAGAGUGCACUUUGAGAUAAAAACAUCUUCGUUUUUUUUUUGAAAUUGGAAAAUAUUGUUGUUUUUUGGACAGUGUUUUGCCACGUGGCAUAUUUUUUACAUAGCUAAUUAUAAAAUUCAAAACUGAUUUUCCUUUGUAAAUAAAAUUUCGCCACGUGGAUUUUUGAAGCUCUAAUUGUGUUAGAAUUAUCUGAUGAAUUCAAAAUUGUGAGCUUAUCUUUUUUGCUUCUGGAAAUUUUCAAUACCAUUUUUUGAGCUGAAAUUAGGCUCCACGUGGAUUUUUCCGGGCUUAGAAAAUUUGGAAUCUGGAAUUUCAGAAUAUCUGAGAUUCUUGAAAUUUUCUUAACAAAAGAAGGAUUUUCUUCGCCACGUGUAUGUUUUCGAAGACAAAAAUCCUAGGUAGACCACAUUUUUGCGAUUCAGAAAUGAGCUACAGAAUUCCACGUGGCAAAAAAACCCUUCAGAAAUAUGUUUCUGAAUCCACGUGGCAAAACCACGUAGAGUUUUCACGUGGAACAAAAAUCAAUAAAAAAAAUUCAACGUGGCAAAAACUAAAUCCCAAUAGUCUGAAAUCACUGAAAUGCAUCUUCUAGCUCUCAAAAUCCACGUGGAAUUCCAGCUUUUCGACCAAAAAUUCUGGUCUUCCAAUAAAUUUUGAUUUUCUUUAAAUUUCCAAAUGUUCCCCAGCCACGUGGCAAAUAUUACCCACGUGUUUUAUCAUGAAAACAAAAAUGCUAGAGUGUCAUCACUACCAACUAAAUAAAGCUAGCAAAAAAAGAAGGAUUAUCAUUUUUCGUCAUAAAGACAAAAAAAAAGAAGUGGGGGUUUAUAGAUAUAAGAUUAUCUAUCAAAUUAGUAGUAGUUGCCCAAUUUUUGGCUGCAAUUUUUGGCGGCUCUUGAUUUUUAGUCUUGGAAAUUCUGAAUUCCUGCUAGAAUUUUUAACUGAAAACACUUGAGCUAACUAUUUUUCCAUUAUUUUUGAUCUCCAAAAAAAUUUCCAACCAAAAAUUCCUUGCAGUUAUUAUGGAUGACGCAUCGGAAUGGGUCAAAACAUCGUUGAGUUUUGAGGAUUGGUUUGCCGGUUUGAGUCUAUUGCUCAUCUCAACUGUUUCGUUUUCGAUUUAUAUUUUGGUUUUGAGAAUUAUGAAACGACAGGAUAAGGUGAGAAGCUGGAUUCAUUAUUUCCACGUGAAAUAUGUUUUUGAAAUUUUGAAAUUCUAUGCUCAAAAAUCCACGUGGCACAACAUUAUUCACAAACUAAACUUUUUGAAUCAAAAGUAAAAUAUCUUAUUUUUUUCUAGUCGAAAAUUUCCACGUGGAAAUUAUUUUUGAAAUUUUCUAGGAACAUCCACGAUUCAAAACAUUAUUCAGAAUCUCAAUUUUUUUAGUGAAAAUCCACGUGGCAGAACAUUUUUUUAAAAGAAUUUUAGAUUCUAAAAAUUUUUAGUACGAACUUUUUUUUAAAUAAAAAUUUCCACGUGUAACAUAUUUUUUGACAAUUAAAAUUCUAGGAACAAAACUCCACGAUUCAAAAAAAUAUUCAGAAGUAAAUAUCCACGUUUCAAAAGUUCGCCUGAUAAUUUUAGACUUUCAAAUUUCCACGUGGCAUUUUUUUGAAAUGUUAAAAUUUCAGAAUCCAGAAUAUUUUUAGAAAUUCUACUUUUUCUCCCCAAAAAACCUGCCACGUGUCAAAAAAUACGAGAAAUCCAGAAAUGUUCCACGUGCCUACAAUAAUCCCUAAUUUUUUGCAGGACAUCGUCGGCUACCGUUUCCUAAUUUCUGCCGGUUUCUGCGAUCUUCUUCUACUUUUCAACUACGGUUUCUGGCCGGGUUUGACGAUUUUGUUCAAAAGCGAGAUUAUCGAUCCGAAAUGGCGAAGUGAACAACAGGUUUGUCUAAUUUGAGACUUGAAAAUUUGAAAUUUCAAAAAGAAGCCCUGUGAAAAUGUGACUAAAAUAAUUGGCUUCAAUAUAUACCAAAGCGAUCUUUGGCGCUGAAAUUUGAAAAUCGAGUUAGACUUUGUAACGUAGGCUACAAUGUAAUCUAUGUAGCUUAUGGUAGUUAAGCUAACUCAAAAUAACAGACUACAAAGUAAUCUACUUAUGAGCUUAGGAAAAAAAAAAUACGGAGAAGGAACAAUUUUUGGAAACUGACUUGGGAAAAUAUUUUUUUCGGAACGUUUUUUUUAAACCAAAAACUGUGGAAUUUCAAAUAUCCACGUGGCAUUAUUUCAGAGAGAAAUUAAGACGCAUCGCAUCAAUUUUUUCGUUACUUUUCAGAUAUUUUUCAAUUAAAAACCCCCCAUCCCAAAAAAAACUCACAAAAAACCUCCAAAUCUUUUGCCACGUCAUAACUCUCCUCAAAAUCCUCGAUUCUCCCAAAUUCAAUAAAUAUUCCGAACUUCUCCUGAAAAAAACACAUCAUUUUUUACCUCAAAAUCAAAAAAAAAAAUGUAGAACUUACGAUUAAUCUAGUCAGCUUUCUUUUCCCGCCAUUUCCAACCAUCUCAAUUCGUAAAAAUGACUGGGUUUUUGACUCUGAAAAAUAUAAUUUGAGGAGGAAAUGUCACGCGGGAAAUGUUUAUUUGCAUUUCGAAUCAUAGAAAACCGCGACGCAGCACGCAACGCGUCGAAAAGCACUGAAAUUCAAGUAUGGGACUCUCCAAAAUCAAAAUUUACCAAAAAAAAAACGCAUUUUUCGCCGAGGAAAACAAAAAAGGGAAAAAAUCGAUUGAUGCUGGCCGAGUCGGUUCCUAGGCCCCCAGCCAUUUAUUCACUUUUUUUCCAAAAAAAAAAGCUGUUUUUUCGUGUUUUUUAGGUUCAAAUGUACUUUUCCUAAUGGUAAAUCCUUUUUCAACGUAUUUUUUAUUAAGUUUUUUUUGUAUAAAAAUGCAAAAUCAAGUGUUAUUUAGUCAUCAAAACAUUUUUUUUGACUUCCAAAUUUUAUAGUUUUGAAAUUUUUUCAGAAAAAAAACUUCUUUGUAAAUUGAAAAUUCCUCCUUUGCUUGAAAGCCUUAAUAUCCAUGUGGCAAAAAAUGAUUCAAAAUUCAUCAGAUUUUCACUGAAACCUCUCAAAUCCACGUGGCAUUUUCCAGAUCUACCUCGACUGGGCGUGGUUCUCAAUGGUCUCGCACUACUCAAUUGUCGGCUGGUCACGUUGGCAAGCCAUCCGAAAACCGCACGAUUUCCGCAAUCAAAAACGCCGUGUCUCGUAUUUUCUGUGCUCCGCGUGCUUUCUAAUUGCCGCUGUUUUGGUGAGUGAUCAAUUAAAAAUUCUGCCCAGGAAAAAACGUGGGAUUUUUCAACAAAAAAACGGGGUGUAACAUGAUACAUCUUCCGGAGUAUCCAAUUAAAAUGAGCCCGAGCUGACGAUGGAAUUUUUUAUUAUGAAAAAGAGAAAAUGCAAUUGUACGAAAAUAAGUGGGGUGUGAUUUUUUGAAUAAAAUCGGAGAAUGGCCUAGUGGUAACGAAUUUGCCUUGCGAUCUAAAAGUCAGGGGAUCAAGCCCGGAUGGGAACUAUAGAUGCCAGGACCACGAGAUUAGGAUGGCCUAGGGAUAACGCAACUGUCUGAUGAUCUAGAGGACCGGGGAUCGAGCCCGGGUGAGAACUACACUACGAGAUGGGUCUCACAGCAAUUUCGGGUGCAACAACAGAGCUAGAAAUUCUAUAGAUCAUCGGAACUUUUUGCGAGAUCAUCUCUUGGACAUUUUUAUCGAAUGCGAGAAGGGUGUAGGACAUACUGAAGCUGAUCUGGAAAUUUCUGAAAAAUUGCUAGACACUUCGAGAAAACCCUACCGUAUCCCAAAUUGUCAUUAGCAUAGCAUGCCGUGAUAGCGGAUCAAUACUAGACAAAAACAAUCCGAUGAUGAACAUCCAAAAUAAAACGAGUAAAUAUAAAACUGAAUUGAUUGCUACAAUCAAUGUGAUUCUUCUCAACAUAUCCCGAUGUUUAGCGUCACUUUGAUGGUCCGCAAAACGUUUGCGCAGUCCGUGAACAGUUAAGACGCCUAGGGUUAUGAUAGCUGUCACAUAAAUCGAACAAGUUGCGAAUAAAUAUUUACUGUAGGUAGAGCGAUUCUUCUCAAAUUCCGGAUUCAUUAUGAAAUACCCAAUUGUUUCAUCAUAGACCAGCGGAAAACACAAAGAAGCGAUCGGUAGAAUCGCAGCGAUAGCAAUCAUAACCAACCCCACAUACACAAAAACACACCAUUUCGACCAGAACUUGUUGAAAGUCGUGUGUUUUAGUAGAGUGUAGCGGUAGAAACAGAGUAGGAGUAUACUGACGGCUUGAAUUUGCACAAAAGAUGGGACUGUGUAGGAGGUUAUGGUGAGGAUUGUGGGCGGGAGAUUUUGUAGGAGAUGUGCGGUGUCGGGACGUUGUGCUAGGCGAUGGAUCCAUGAAUUGGAGUAGCAGCAGAGGUUCUAAUGAGAAAUCCAGGUUUUUGAGUGACUGAGAACUGGGGAGGAACGUAACUUUGGCAGUUUAUGUAACUAUCCUAAGGGAUUUUCACUCCAAAAAUCCUAGGGUGCAAAACAGACCUGGCAAUUUUUACGUUUUACGGUUUUACGUAAAAAUUUCCCAGGUCUGGGGCAAAACUUGCCCUAAACAUAGUUAUGACGUGUGGUUAUUGCAGUACCCAAACAGUCCGAUUUUUGACAGUGGUGUCAACUUUGCCACGUCAUAACUAUGUUCAGGGCGAGUUUUGCCCCAUACCUGGGAAUUUUAACGUUUUACGGUUUUCACGGGAUUUCACCGUAAAAUUCAUUUUACGGUUUUACGUCUCAAAAAUCGUAAAAUAGUUCGUUAACGUAAAAAUUUCCCAGGUCUGGGGUAAAACUUGUUUUAAACAUAGUUAUGACGUGUUGUUAUUGCAGUACCCAAAGUCCGAUUUUUGACAGUUAUGACAACUUUGCCACGUCAUAACUAUGUUUAGGGCGAGUUUCGCACCAUAGGCUUUUUGGAGUGUUUAUGUCCCUCAGAUGAUAGUUCAACUGCUGUGAGUCGAUUCCUGAAUCCCGCUCAACUAACCAUAACCUGAUCGCACAUCACAAUUCGAUAAAACGAAUUAUCGAAUCGUUUGCUUUUGCAAAAAAUCACGAUAAAAAAUAAUAUGAGCAAUACUGAAAUAACUCCAUAGAGCAGCCAAAUAUGAAGAAUCAAUUCCAUUUUACAUAUUGAAGAUGAAUGCUAACUAUCAAAAACAUUCGAUAAUUAUAGGUGUCAAUAGAUCAAGCUAAUGACCUAUGCUUAUAAGCGCAUGGCCUUUAAUGAAGGUACACAUUUUUGCAGGUUCUCUCAACACAUUUCCAAAAAUGGUAUGUCACCUUUUACUACGAUCCCGCAUCCUACGGAAUGUUAUCCGAGAAUUUUCAACUUUAUUUGAGCGGCGGACAAUCGAUGCUAUUCUUGGCGUUUCAUAUCGUGGCAAUUGUGCCCCCAUGUGUUUUCUAUACGUGAGUUGUGACCCAUAAUAGCUAGGAGAAAAUUUCCUAUAUUUUAUAGAUGGUCAAUAAUCCUUCUCUACCAACGUCGUCAAGCUAAACUUCUGAUAAAUCACUCCACUCAAAACAGUAUCGAAAGAAAGCUUUUGAUGCCUUGCUUGAUAAAUGUGAUCACAUUUAUUAUCGGUCAAAUUCUGAUAACUGUUGGAGGCGAAGGAAAAUGGGCUGGUUAUAUGGUGAUGUUGUUGUUUUGCGCCAAUUCGGCGUUGAACCCGUUUUUAUUGCUGAUUUGCUCGAGGACUUUGAGGUUUGUUAGAGAGGGAAGAAAUCUAGGGCUUUGGGGAAAAAUAUGGAAAAGUUUCCACGUGGAAUAACAUUUAGGGCUUCCAAAACUUUCAUGAAUUUUCGUUGCCACGUGGAUUUUGAAAAUUUAAUUUCCGAUAAUUUUUUUAAAGUUCAGGAUUUAGGCACGUGGAAUUCUGAAUUUAGGCUGAAAAUCUUUUUUUUUUAAAUUCCACGUGGAUUUUUACCUAAAUUGAAAAUAUUGGAUUUUUUUCAAAUAUUUUUUAAAGGUUUGUUAAGGGAAAGCUUUGCCACGUGGAUUUUCAAAAUUAAAUGUUAGAUAAUUUUUGUGAAUCACAAGCACCACUUUUUUGAAAACUAAUAUUCACAUGAAAAUUCGGGUGCGAUGGAAAAUCUUUUGAAAAUUGCCACGUGGAUUUUAAAAAUUGAAUUUCAGAUAAUAUUUGUAAUGUUUCGGAUUUAGCCACGUGGAAUACUGAAUUUAGGCUGUAAAUCUUUUUUUUAAUGUCACGUGGAUUUUGAAAAUUAAAUUUCACAAGGGAAGUGUAUAAGGUCCCGGAAUAAACUUUCAAUGAGACUUGGUACACAUAUAGAUUCGAACUCGCUGAUCUCGAAUUCGUUUUCAAAAAUUGCCACAUUUGCACCCAAGACGAGUUUUUCACCAUCGAAAAUGCGCCAUAUUUCUCAUUGUUUCAUAUGUCAAACAUUUCAGGGCAAGAAAAAUAACAGCGGAUGGCAGAGUGGUUAGCGAUCUCGAUUUUAAAAUUUUAGGUUUCGGGAUCGGUCCCGGCCCGUGGCGAACUUUUUUUUUCAAAAUUGUUUUUUUUUCAAAAUUUUUUCGAAACCUGUAAAGAUGUCUACGUACCGACUUUGAAUUAUAAUUUUUUGUCAUCAUUUUUUUUCGUUUUUUAAAUUCUCGUUCAAAAUGUUACUUUCUGAACAAAUUUUGCACUUCGUAAUGGGUAAUUUUCAAUGACAAUUGUACAAUCCCAAGAAAGUAUGUCUCCCGCGAGAACUUCAAAAAGUUCCUAACGGAAUUAUUGAUGUUUUGCGUAGUGUGGACAUCAACGAAAUUAUAGUUGAAAACGAUGAAAUUCUGGAACGAAUUGAAGAUGGUCCGCCGGAUGAAGGUAACUUGGAUAGCUAUAAAUAUGAAAGCUAUAAAAAUAAAUAUGAAAGAUCAUCUUCAAUUCGUUUUUUUUUUUUUGAAAAAAAAUAAAAAAAUUUGAAAAAAAAGUUCGCCACGGGCCGGGACCGAUCCCGAAACCUAAAAUUUCAAAAUCGAGAUCGCUAACCACUCUGCCAUCCGCUGUUAUUUUUCUUGCCCUGAAAUGUUUGACAUAUGAAACAAUGAGAAAUAUGGCGCAUUUUCGAUGGUGAAAAACUCGUCUUGGGUGCAAAUGUGGCAAUUUUUGAAAACGAAUUCGAGAUCAGCGAGUUCGAAUCUAUAUGUGUACCAAGUCUCAUUGAAAGUUUAUUCCGGGACCUUAUACACUUCCCUUGUCAGAUGAUUUUUGUGAACCUCAAGCACUUUCGUUUUUGAAAAAUAACAUUCACGUGAAAAUUCAAAAAUCUUUUAAAAAUUGCCACGUGGAUUUUACCCAAAUUGAAAAUAUUGGAUUUAUUGGCUUCCUUUCAUGAAAAAAUAAUUCCACGUGGCAAAUCAUCUCAAAAAUUGUUUGGGAAAAAUCAUAAAAAUUCGAAUUUUUAGAUUUUUAAGUCUAGAACCGGAUUUCAGAUAUCUAAGAAUCUAGAAAAAUCAAUUCAAAAUUUGAAUUUUCAAAUACAACUUCCGCUAACUCCCAAAAAACCUAAAUUUUCUAGACGUCAACUCCUCGAAUGCUGGAUGAAAACCCCCAAAAACCUCAACUUCGACACAAAAGCCGACACGUCGACAAUUUUCCGAAAUGUUCACGCGGCUCAAUCGGAUUUCUGUAUCAGCAGUCAGCAUACACAGCAAGAGAAACACUGUUUCACAUUUUAUAAAUCCAAAUCUGCCACGCCGGUUUGAGAAAUCGCAUUGGAAAUUUGGAACUCAUAGCGACAAUUAUGGGUUGAAAUUGAAAAUUUACGAGUUUUUUUUUUUUUGAAAAAUGUUGAAUUUAAUGAUCUCUGGAUUUUUUAUUGAUAAUAUAAAUGUGUUUUCUCCAAGCUAUGACGUGGCAAAAAAAGGUUCAACAAAAAAUCUUGUUUUCUAGAUGCACAUAAAUAAAACCAAACACAGAUUUUUCAGCUGUUUCUGUUUCAAAAAUUACUCAUUGAUUCUUCAACAAAAUGCAAAAAAUCUAUAUUCUAGAAAAUUAUGAAAUUCAAGCUUACGUUCUAAGCACCUCAAUAUUCAUAGUUAUCCUAAAUUGUUUUGUGAAUAUUCCAUGUUUUCAUAUAAUGCUAAAACAUUCAAAAAGAGAGAAUAAAUUCUACAAAUAUCUCAAUUUCACCAGUCAUUUCCUAUUUUUUCUAUCGCAAACCUAUUGGGGAAUAUUUCAAUGUACAAUUCCCCUUUUUCCAUUUCCAGGAUUUUUAUCAUAUGGCUUACUGAGCUCAUAUCUUUCAACUUUGAAUUUAUCAUUCAUCUGGGUUCUAUUUUUCGUUCCCUGUUCAAUCUCGAUAUAUCUAGUUAUUCUAAUUCGAGUGAAAAUAGUUGAUUCAUUUAUGCCUGAUCAAAAAAUUGCUAGAUAUAUUUUGAUAUAUUUCAUUAUUCUAACAAGCAUUUUAAUCUCACUUGCAAUAUUUUUCACAAUUGUUGUUUAUUUCACAGAAAAUGAUAUUGGGAAACUAAUGAACGAUGAUUAUCCAAACUAUAUUCAUAUUCAAUAUAUUUUCGGAAUUUAUAUUUUUGCAAACAACAAAAUUAUUCAUAUUUCUGUGAUUUAUCUCGGCCUAGUGUUUCUAUUUUUGAGUUUUGUAAGUGAUGCUGAUUCAGGAACGAAAAAAACAUUUUAACAUUGAAAGAUUAACAUUAGCAUCGAUAUUUCGAUCGAGCGAACUUGCUAUUUUAUCUAGAAAAAUUAGAUUUUCAUCAUUUUCAAUGUAGAAAAUCAAGUUCUACCUCAUUUUUCAAGGUGAAAAUUGUGUUUUUUUCAAAAUUUAUAGAGAAAAUUCAAUAUUUCGAACAUCUAAAGAUCAAUUCACGGACGAAAAAAUGUUUUUUUUAACAUUGGAAGAUCAAUUCAAAACAUUUCGAGUUUUUCAGUCAAAAAUGAUGACAAAUCGAAAUUUUCAAAGUUUCUGGAGUGAUUUCUGAUGAAAAUUGACCUUGGAAUUCACUUUUCAGAAGUUUUUGCUUCAAAUUUCGAUGGAUUUGAAAAAAAAUCAAUAAAAUGAGGUAAAUUAGGGUUCUCAAAGCUCAUUUUCAUCAGAAAUCACUUCAGAAUCUUCUGGGAGGAUUUCUGAUGAAAAUAAAUUGAUUUUUUCAAAAUUCAUCAACAUUUGAAAUUUUUUUUAUUUUACAAAAAAAUCAGCAAAACCUUCUGAAAAGUUAAUUCCAAUGUCAAUUUUGAUCAGAAAUCACUUCAGAACCUUCAAAAAUCUCGAUUUGUCAUCAUUUUUGGCUGAAAAACUCGAAAAACUAAUUUUGACUCACAAUGUUUUUUCAACUUUUCGUAAAUUGAUUUUUUUUCGUUCGUGAAUCAGCCCUGAAGUAAAUCAAGUUGUAUUUUUGGCGCUAAAUAUGCCACGUGGAUUUUCUAAGAAACUCUAAAAAAAAAUAUUUUUAAUGUCAAAAGCUCCAAAAAAAACCCAAACUUUUCAGAUCUACUCAUUUAUGGGUUAUCAAAUAUUCAUUAUCGUAAAAUCGCAUCAAAAUAAAAUGAGCCGAUCACAAAAACUCUAUCAUCGAAAAGUGUCGAUCGAACUACUUGUUCAAACAUUUCUCAAGAUCUCAUCGAUCGGAAUUUAUGGAAUUUGGUGGAUGCUUUUAUAUAUUUUUGCUCCAACUGGAAACAUGACACAUCUAACAGUAUUUUGUCAUUGUACUUUUGUUGGUGGCUCGAUUCCUUCAACAAUUUACAUUAUUUUGAAGCAUCCGACGUAUUUGAAAAAUUUGAAAAACCGGGUUUUAUGUGAAUCCGAGUCAAAUCAAUUUAAGAUAUUUAUUCGAUCAUCGGGAAUUCAUUAA
Molecule: messenger RNA, 11475 nt
Organism: Caenorhabditis angaria
Lineage: Eukaryota; Metazoa; Nematoda; Chromadorea; Rhabditida; Rhabditidae
Source: the annotation of a GenBank genome assembly